AUGGAUGGAACUACCAUCGGAUCGAAGGCUGAAGCCCCUACUUUACAGCAAUCUGACCAGAAAUGCGCAGUAUGUGACAAUUUGGACGUCUGGCCCGAGCGAGUCUCGCGCGAACACCGUUACAAACCGUCCACACCAAUCGUCUUCAAGAACCUGGUCGAUAGUUGCGGAUACUGCCAACUGAUCAAAUCGUCUAUCAUAAAAUUUGAUCUAGUCCCCCCUGAUGAGUCUGUUUUCUUCGUGAGGACGGAGGACGGUCUGAUUCAAGUUUCGGCUGUUGGCUUCGAAGAGAGUCCGCCGUGGAACUUCAUAAUAUAUACGCCGAAUCAGAGCCAAAUGCUUCGUAACUUGCGGACUCUUCCCCCGUAUUCGGAGUCCUGUGAUCUUGAUACGUCGGUGAGCUUCAUCAAGGAGCAAGUGUCAAAGUGUCAGGAAGAACACCCUGCAUGGGAAACUAGCAACACUCCCCUACCAACUCGAGCUGUCUGUAUUGGUUCUUCAAACUCAGAGGUCCGUCUUAUUGAGGCCAAAGGCAUGACGGCAAAGUAUGCGACUUUGAGUCACUGCUGGGGCGGUGAACAGCCAACCAAAACCACCAUAUCUAAUCUGGCAGCCCUGACCGACUGUAUCAACUUCGAGACUUUACCGGUUGUUUUCCAACAGUGCAUAUUACUGGCACGUAGGCUAGGGGUCGAAUACGUCUGGAUAGACUCGCUGUGCAUCAUACAAGACAGUGUUUCCGACUGGGAACUCGAAUCUGCAAAAAUGUGCGAUUAUUAUGAGAACGCCUACCUAACUAUUUCCACAGCAACGUCUCCUAGUCCUAACAUUCCAUUCCUCGCAACUAGAGAUACAAAAUGGACACCGAUUGAGGUAGAGCUCGCGACAAAACAAGGCCGUGAAACUCUAAUGGCCCAGAGAGUAGCGAUAACACCCCAAGAACAAGGUAAGCUUUUCACAAGAGGUUGGGCAUGGCAGGAGUCCGCCAUGUCGUCACAAACGAUAUAUUUCACUCCAUCCGAGCUUAUCUGGGAGUGUAGCAAGUGCCAUGAUCAUGUUGUGCCGCAGAGGUACAUUCCAGAUAAACGCAGCUCGGAUAGACUUGGCUUCUCGCAGAUAUUGUCUACGCUCCGUUUUGGCUUUACGUCUGGACGGUCUCGGUUUACAGAACAAAUACCUUACCCGGAUGAUCAUUGGGAUGGCGCAUACUCGUAUAGUGAAAGUUCGGAGCCAGACGCCAGAGACUUUGACUAUAUCUGGGAUGAAUGGAAUGACCUUGUAGUCUACUACUCCCGUCGAGAGCUUACCUUCCUUCUUGACAGGCUGCCAGCACUCAGUGGUGUGGCUUUUCGUGUCUACGAGGCUACAAACUCGCAAUACCUUGCUGGAAUAUGGGAGGACAGUCUACCUACUAGCUUAUGCUGGGUCACAGAACACAAUCGGGAUGAGGCCCUGCCUCUCGCUAACCAAUAUGUGGCACCGUCUUGGUCGUGGGCAUCGGUCGUCCGUGAGAUAGAGGCUCAAGUCGAAAGGUCUAUUGAGCAAUUCGAGUCAGCCGUCACUAUUCUCGAAGCCAAAUGCCAUGUCCCUGGGCUGAAUCCUUUUGGCAGAGUUUCGGAUGGGUAUAUCAAGCUACGGGGGCAGAUUUCGGAAGCGACAUUGACUUGCGACAAUCCGCACAGUGGUGCCCACUACAUUAUUUCUGGCCAAGAAGAAAAUCUUUGGUUCCGCCCUGACAGUGCGCUGGUCGAACAGGAUGGUAUUGUCUCAAGGGCUAGGGAAGGACAGACACUAGCAGACUUCACUUCGACAGUUUCGUGUAUGUAUCUUGGCUCAAGUGUUCCUUACCAUUACUUGGAAGGAGACAAAACGACGCACUAUAUGAUGGUCCUGGGCGCCGGGGACGAGGAUGGAAGUUACUGUCGUAUUGGAUUGUUGACUCUAGUGGCGGAUUUCUCUUUUGAGCUGGAUGAGUCUAUGUGCCGGGAGAUAAAGAUUGUAUAA
Molecule: messenger RNA, 2004 nt
Organism: Fusarium coffeatum
Lineage: Eukaryota; Fungi; Ascomycota; Sordariomycetes; Hypocreales; Nectriaceae
Exons: 2
Coding region: 1-2004 (667 amino acids)
Source: RefSeq, a predicted model, not a curated record